GCGCGGGCGGGGGGCUCCGCGCGGCGGCCACCGCGCGAGGCGACGCUGCAGCUUCCGCUCCAGGUCCGCAUCAGGCGCUCCAGGGAGCGCGCGCGCGCGCGCGAGGGGCCGUGCGGGGUCCCGGGCCCCGGCCGCCACAGUCCCCGCGCGCCCCAGUGCACACCUGUCACGCCCGGCGCGUCCCCGGCUCACACGCGCGCGGCCCACGCAGCUCCGGACGCGGGAGGCCCAGGCUGCGGAGUUCCUACCGCCCCGUGGCGCCGAGGGGCGGUGCGCCUAGGCAGCCGCGUGGGUGGCCGAGGUGGUGGCAGGCGGCUGUGCGCGGCGGUCGCAGGUGCAUCUCCGGCGGACAUGUUGCUGCUCAAGAAACAGACGGAGGACAUCAGCAGUGUCUAUGAGAUCCGGGAGAAGCUGGGCUCGGGUGCAUUCUCCGAGGUGGUGCUGGCUCAGGAGCGGGGCUCCUCACACCUUGUUGCUCUCAAGUGCAUCCCUAAGAAGGCCCUUCGAGGCAAGGAGGCCCUGGUGGAGAAUGAAAUUGCGGUGCUCCGCAGGGUCAGCCACCCCAACAUCGUGGCCCUGGAGGAUGUCCACGAGAGCCCUUCCCACCUCUACCUGGCCAUGGAGCUGGUGACAGGGGGUGAGCUAUUUGACCGCAUCAUGGAGCGUGGCUCCUACACAGAGAAGGAUGCCAGCCACCUGGUCGGCCAGGUCCUCGGCGCUGUCUCCUACCUACACAGCUUGGGCAUCGUGCACCGAGACCUCAAGCCUGAAAAUCUCCUAUAUGCCACGCCGUUCGAGGACUCCAAGAUCAUGGUCUCCGACUUUGGCCUCUCCAAAAUCCAGGCUGGCAACAUGCUGGGCACUGCCUGUGGGACCCCAGGUUAUGUGGCCCCGGAGCUCUUGGAACAGAAACCCUACGGGAAGGCUGUAGAUGUGUGGGCCCUGGGUGUCAUCUCCUACAUUCUGCUGUGUGGGUACCCCCCCUUCUACGACGAGAGCGACCCCGAACUCUUCAGCCAGAUCCUGAGGGCCAGCUACGAGUUUGACUCCCCAUUUUGGGAUGACAUCUCAGAAUCAGCCAAAGACUUCAUCCGGCACCUUCUGGAGCGAGACCCCCAGAAGAGAUUCACCUGCCAGCAGGCCUUACAGCAUCUUUGGAUCUCUGGGGAUGCGGCCUUUGACAAGGACAUCCUGGGCUCAGUCAGUGAGCAGAUCCAGAAGAAUUUUGCCCGGACCCACUGGAAGCGAGCAUUCAAUGCCACCUCCUUCCUGCGCCACAUCCGAAAGCUGGGGCAGAGCCCAGAUGGUGAGGAGGCCUCAGAGCGGAAGAUGGCCCGCCACAGCCACCCAGGCCUCCGGGCUGGCCAGCCCCCCAAGUGGUGAUGCCCAGAUGCUGAGGCCGAGUGCACUGACCCCCCCCCCAGAUUCCCUUCCUGUGGACCCUUUCCGUUCCCUCUCCCCAUUCUCCAUAUCCCGGGGCUGGCCUCUGCUGGAGAGUUUGAGAUGUGUGGGUGUGGCUCAUGAUACUAGGGUGGGAGUGGGGCACUCCUCAGGCUCUGCCCUCACCCAGGUGCUGGUGGGGCAUGUCCACAGGGGCUCCUCUCCCUUGUUGCUGCCACAACCCCUCUAGAAGCUGAAGAGGCUCCAGGGGCUGUCCCUCCUGCACGAUGUUCUGCGCUUUGCUGACUGUGGGUGGUCCAGCUUGUGUCGUGGCCCUCAAUCCCCGCUCCUCCAGUUUUCCCCAAAUCAAUAAAGACAGACAGAGCAA
Molecule: messenger RNA, 1768 nt
Organism: Hipposideros armiger (great roundleaf bat)
Lineage: Eukaryota; Metazoa; Chordata; Mammalia; Chiroptera; Hipposideridae
Gene: PNCK
Product: pregnancy up-regulated nonubiquitous CaM kinase
Exons: 12
Coding region: 352-1383 (343 amino acids)
Biological process (GO): protein phosphorylation
Molecular function (GO): ATP binding; calcium/calmodulin-dependent protein kinase activity
Source: RefSeq, a predicted model, not a curated record